UUUUAAAGUUGAAAUUAUUACUAUAACAAAAAAAUGUUUAUUCCAGUCAUUUGGUUGUUAAUUGUGAUGUUUUCUUUCGCAAUGACUGAUGAUGAAACAUGUCAUGAGAAAUUUGAAUACGUGUUUAAAGUCAUUUACAGAUUAUCCGAAGUUGAAAGGAAACUGGAAGAGCUGAGUUCACAAGAGGAGACAAAACAAGGUGACACGUUCACGAGAUGGGGAAUGACUUCUUGUCCAAAUGGAACAACAUUGAUUUACGACGGUUUUGUUGGAGGUUCAUACUAUAACAGUGAGGGCGGGGCUGCAAAUUAUGUUUGCCUCCAUAAAGAACCAACAUGGAACGAUCGAACUGUUAUAAAAUCAACUGUAAAUAAUAUAUACGGAGCAGAGUAUGAAGUUGGUUCUUCCUGGGCAAGCAUUCAUGAGCAUGAUGUUCCAUGUGCCGUAUGUCACGUUUCUAGAAGCAGCAUUUACAUGAUUCCUGGAAGAAACAUUUGUAAUGAGAAACAUAUCUUGCAGUACAGUGGAUAUCUUAUGUCUGGUCAUGACAGCCAUAAAUCAGCAACGGAAUUCGUCUGCGUUGAUGAUCAGCCGCAAGCGUUACCUGGUACAGCAGCAGACCGUAAUGGCAGAUUGUUUUAUUUCGUUUAUGCGAAAUGCGGAUCACUCAAAUGCCCGCCGUACGAGGAAGGAAAGAAAGUUACAUGUGCCGUUUGCUCAUUUUGAAAAAUACUUUUAUUAAUAUAUAUCAAAACUUGA
Messenger RNA from Ruditapes philippinarum (Manila clam), 759 nucleotides. RefSeq lists its product as uncharacterized. The record is from RefSeq and is a predicted model, not a curated record. Lineage: Eukaryota; Metazoa; Mollusca; Bivalvia; Venerida; Veneridae. The transcript has 2 exons. Bases 34 to 726 code for a protein of 230 amino acids.